CACAGCUACAACCUGCGGUUGUGGUAAAUCCUCUCUCCACUAUUUACGAACAACAUGUCAGAAGAAUCGUCCUCGCAAAGGAGAGCAUUACUUUCUGAGCAGCAAAUUCAAGAUGCCUUCCACAGCUACCUCAGAUCGUCUCUUACACAAGCCAAAGUUGAACGACUCCUGGAUGAAAAUAUUUUAAGUAGCGCCGAAGGCGAUCUAAUGAUCACUGGCCCUGCCUUGUGCCUUUAUUUCGCUGCUCUUCGAUGUACUACAAACCCCCCUUCUGUACCCCUUCCCCGACGGAGUAAAUCGCCAGAACCAACGGAGCUUUCUGCAGAAAACUGUCCACCGGCAUUCACUUCAUUUCUUUCUGUAUGGGCCAAAACAGUCCCAUCCAUCCAGGAACUAGCACCACAGUAUCAACAUGAUCUAGCACGUAUCAUUUGUGGACUCGAACCGUUAUCUGCCCCCCCAUUACCUUCAUUGCAAGGUAUUGCAGCAGACUUGCGUGCUGUAGCUAUUGAAAUUAGUCAGAGGCGGUCUUUUCAGGAUCAGUACGCCUCUGAUCUACAGGCGGCUUUGGAUUCAGGGAGACCUCUCAGCAGUCCCAGAUCAGUAAAGGCUUCGUUUGUCCCCCCACCUUCCUACGACGCGCCCCCACCCUCUCACCAAACAUCUCCUCGACCUUCUAUUGACCGUGCAAGUCACGAACUACCCGCACAGACUCCGGCACAUCUCUCACCACAUGUUGCAAAUAGCUCAAGCGGAUGGCCUUCACGAAGCGCCUCUCCCACCAUCUUAGCGCCCAAUUCACCUGCAAUUGAGUUCAUCCGUGAGACAUUGUACGCAUCUUUAGCCGAUGCCCUUGAUCGACAGCCUACCCUUCGCGCGCUACUGAAACGCGACCCUCCCCGUGCAUACUUUGCAUCCGUGGCGUUCGCGAUCCUUGAUGUUGCGACUACGUCAAUGACACCAGAAGGAGGGGUGGUUGGUGUUCUUGGACAACCCUUGAUGCUUUCAGAUUGUCCAAUCCAGCUUCAGCCGUUCAUGGUGGAACUUGCGGCGAUUGGGAGGGAUUCGAAGGAGCUCGAAGCGGAAGACGAUAGAACUGCGAUGCAAUAUGCGCAGCAGGGAAGGGACAUACCAGCGCCAAGGAUGGAGAGAGUUCGGAAAAUCUUAGAAGAAGGUGUUGGAUACAGUGAUCGCCACCGGGAUGAGGACAACGGCAGGCGAAGUGUUGAGGGAAAAGCCGUUGCUUUCGCGAACCGCAUCAAUGCUCUUAGUCUAGGUAUGACCAGGCUGAAGGCCUUUAGAGAACGACAGGAAUAUGUCUUCACAGUCCUGGCAAGCAUAGGUUCAACCUGA
Guyanagaster necrorhizus is the source of this 1353-nucleotide messenger RNA. RefSeq lists its product as uncharacterized. Bases 55 to 1353 code for a protein of 432 amino acids. The transcript is spliced from 3 exons. Lineage: Eukaryota; Fungi; Basidiomycota; Agaricomycetes; Agaricales; Physalacriaceae. The record is from RefSeq and is a predicted model, not a curated record.